Messenger RNA from Perca fluviatilis (European perch), 2346 nucleotides. RefSeq names its product extracellular calcium-sensing receptor-like. Bases 1 to 2346 code for a protein of 781 amino acids. Gene Ontology annotation, biological process: G protein-coupled receptor signaling pathway. Gene Ontology annotation, molecular function: G protein-coupled receptor activity. NCBI's taxonomy places the organism in Eukaryota, Metazoa, Chordata, Actinopteri, Perciformes, Percidae. The transcript has 7 exons. Gene Ontology annotation, cellular component: membrane. The record is from RefSeq and is a predicted model, not a curated record.
AUGCCGGCUGAACAACCAGCACCUGCUGCGGUGACGUCUACAUACAGGAGCCGCCAUCCAGACACGCUUGCCUGUGGCCGUGCUUCUUGGAGCUUCGGCCCGUUCACCAGGGUCCACGAGAAAAGGUCAGAGGGGGUUUUCCAAGCUGUUUAUGCCAAAGCAGCAGAUCUUACAUACGACCCACAAGACGAGCCCAUGAGAAAGCGCCGUCUGACCCAAUUGCACGAUCCCCAAGAGCGCUACAGAAAUCUGUACAUGGCCAUCCUUGGUAACAUCUUCGAGCAGAUUCCAAGAUGUUUUUCAAAUUGGGAAAGUAUGCUCUUCUUAGAAUUUGUCAAUGCAGGGAAAUUUGAUGACAUGAUGUUUCCAGAGGAGGCCUUCCAAAGUGUCCUGAAAUGUUAUGGCCAUCACUUUGAUUCAGGCAGAUUCGAGUUCAGGUCUGAACUUCAAGUCCUGUAUUCAGAUCAGGACUUGCAGGGUAACAGGGGAAAGCUGUGUGAUUACUUGGUGUUCCUUAAAGAAAUGGAGUUGGACAGUGCAAUGCCUCAGCUUUACAAACUGUUCUCAUUAGUAGCAACAAUUGGAGCUACAUCUGCAGAUGUAGAAAGGGGCUUCUCCUGUUUAAAGCGGCUCAAGUCCUACACCGUAACACAAUGGGCCAAGGCCGUUUUAUGCAGCCUAGCUCUGCUGACCGUUGAGAGGACACUGGUCAAGUCACUGGAAAAGACGCCUAGGUGCUUCUGUGCUGGAACCAUCGGAUUUGGCAUUCAGAAAUCUGUCAUCCCAGGUCUGAGAGACUUCUUGCUGGAUCUCUCUCCUUCUAAAGUGACUGCCUCUCCAGUGCUUACUGAGUUCUGGGAGGAUGCAUUCAACUGCAGGCUUGGAAAAAGUGCAGCCAUAGACAAGCGAUUAUGUGACGGAACUGAAGAUAUAAAGACACUCCAGAGCCCGUACACUGACACAUCUCAGCUCCGGAUCACUAACAUGGUAUAUAAGGCUUUUUAUGCAAUAGCUCAUGCCAUUCAUAAAGCAGUGUGUCAGGAAAUAAAUUCUACAACUCAGUGUGACAAAUUCACCAGGAUAGAGUCCAAAGAGGUUCUUACUCAGCUGAAGAAAGUAAAUUUUUCCCGAAAUGGUUAUGAAGUGUCGUUUGAUGCCAAUGGUGAUCCUGUGGCCAGAUAUGAACUGGUUAACUGGCAAAAAAGUGAGAGUGGCAGCAUUAAGUUUGUGACAGUAGGGCAAUACGAUGACUCACUGCCGGUGGGCCAGAAGUUCCAAAUAAACAGAAACAUCACCUGGAUGGACGGUGGCACACAAGUUCCUGUGUCAGUGUGCGCUGACAGCUGUCCUCCAGGAACUCGUAAAUUGCUGCAAAAAGGAAAACCCACCUGCUGUUACGAUUGUAUACUGUGUCCUGAGGGAGAGAUUAGUAAUGCUACAGAUUCCCCUGAUUGUUUCCCUUGCCCCAAGGAGUUCUGGCCUAAUGCAAAGAGAGACACUUGUCUCCCCAAGCCUUUAGAGUUUCUUUCCUACAACGAGGUCCUAGGAAUCAUCCUGGCUACAUUAUCAGUUGGUGGUGCCUGUCUGGCGAUUAUAACAGCGGCUGUGUUCUAUCGUCACAGGACAUCCCCGAUUGUCAGGGCCAACAACUCUGAGCUGAGCUUCCUGCUGCUCUUCUCCCUGACUCUAUGUUUCUUAUGUUCAUUAACUUUCAUUGGAGCACCCUCUGAGUGGUCCUGCAUGCUGCGCCACACAGCGUUUGGAAUCACCUUCGUCCUCUGUAUGUCUUGUGUUCUUGGAAAAACAAUAGUAGUGUUAAUGGCCUUCAAAGCUACACUCCCAGGUAGUAAUGUCAUGAAAUGGUUUGGUCCUCCACAGCAAAGAAUGACUGUAGUGUCUUUUACGUUUAUGCAAGUCUUAAUAUGUACUAUUUGGCUGUUUCUUAGUCCCCCUUUUCCAAUGAAAAACCUAACCAUAUACAAAGAGAGAAUCAUCCUGGAGUGUGCAUUAGGCUCAGCUAUUGGGUUCUGGGCUGUGCUCGGGUACAUAGGCCUACUGGCUGUCUUUUGCUUUGUGUUAGCUGUCCUAGCUCGGAAAUUACCUGAUAAUUUUAACGAGGCUAAGCUCAUCACCUUCAGCAUGCUGAUAUUCUGUGCAGUCUGGAUCACCUUUAUUCCUGCAUAUGUCAGCUCUCCUGGGAAAUUUACUGUGGCUGUGGAGAUAUUUGCCAUUCUGGCCUCCAGUUUUGGACUAAUACUGUGUAUAUUUGCGCCAAAGUGUUUUAUCAUAUUGUUUAAGCCCGAGAAGAACACCAAGAAACAUUUAAUGAACAAAAAUGAAUCCUAA